AUGCUUACAGCCCGUGAUGCAUCACCGUCAUCAACAAUUCAUUCGUCCAGAGUUGCAAUCGAAUCGAUACAUUUCGAUUCGACUGAAGCUCAGACUGUGAAACUUUAUGAAUACCGUGGUAAGAGGGUCGCUGGAUUCGAAGUGUUCGGCCGUCAAAUGAUUUGCUUACCACAGCUCUAUGAAAUAUUCCUGAAAAACCUUGUCGGAGGAUUGCAUACCGUUUAUACGAAACUGAAACGACUUGAAAUUCGACCAGUUGUUUGCAGUGUUGAACAAAGAAAGAUUCAUGCAAAUCCGACGGAGAUGGUUCGUGCUUUGAGAAGUUUAGGAGCUAUACAACCGGGUGUGAAUCGUUGUAAAUUGAUCUCUUCUGCUGAUUUCGACCGUCUUUAUGGAGAUUGUCACAGUAGUUGUUCGCGUCCAGGUCGACCAGCGAAACGUUAUUCGUUGGAAGCUUUGAGUAGCGAAGUUGCUAAACGGGAGAAAAUCGAGAAUAAAACGUUCGAUCCAGAAUGCACAAAAUCAAUCGGUGAAUGGAACAGCAAUAAUGAUAGUAACAGUGAUGUGGUUAAUCGAGAAGAUGAAAGCACAGCAACAUCAUCUCUAGCUAAUGCCACCUCGAGGUCGCACGACAGGUUUAACACUACUUCAUCACCACCACCACCACGAGGUUGUGCCGUUUUAGCGUUGAACUUUGUUUGA
Anisakis simplex (herring worm) is the source of this 702-nucleotide messenger RNA. NCBI's taxonomy places the organism in Eukaryota, Metazoa, Nematoda, Chromadorea, Rhabditida, Anisakidae. The record is from the annotation of a GenBank genome assembly.